Rhizophagus irregularis DAOM 181602=DAOM 197198 is the source of this 562-nucleotide messenger RNA. NCBI's taxonomy places the organism in Eukaryota, Fungi, Glomeromycota, Glomeromycetes, Glomerales, Glomeraceae. The record is from RefSeq and is a predicted model, not a curated record.
AUGGAAACGAUUUCAGGCAGUAUUAAUAGAAGUUUUUGCUUCUAUACCAUUAUUACAACUUUAUAUCUGCAUUAUUUAAUAAAAAAAAAAUUUUUUGAGAAAACAUGUGAAAAUAAAAAUUUUAUUGCAUUUUCAAAUAAAGGAGAAGUAUUUUCUUAUAUUUCCCAGACUUCCUGUAGGAACAGUUCUUGUGGACUUCUUGUACCUCCUAAAGCAGUUCUUGCAGGAUUUCUUGGAUUUUCUGAACAAUUUUUGUGGACUUCUUGGACGACUUCAUGGUUAAGUGGAGAGGAUUUUUCUUAACAUUUAUAUAAUAAUGUAUGCAAAAAAAAACAUGUCUAAUAAAAAGUAACCCAACAAUAGUACGUAUAUAAAAAUGUGCUUAUUUUUAUAUAAUAAUGUAUGCAAAAAACACGUCUAAUAAAAAGUAAUCCAACAAUAGAAUGUAUAUAAAAUGUUUUUAUUUUUAUUUUUAUUAAGACGUUAAUUUGUACAAAAUACAAAGAACUAAAUAAGAUACAUGAAGAACUUUGUAGGUAGGGAAUGGUUCAACCAUUGACGA